This is a messenger RNA of Salvelinus namaycush (lake trout), 3939 nucleotides long. Its product is annotated as girdin-like. Gene Ontology annotation, molecular function: dynein light intermediate chain binding; microtubule binding. Gene Ontology annotation, biological process: cytoplasmic microtubule organization; cytoskeleton-dependent intracellular transport. The transcript is spliced from 25 exons. The coding region runs from base 1 to 3939 and encodes 1312 amino acids. NCBI's taxonomy places the organism in Eukaryota, Metazoa, Chordata, Actinopteri, Salmoniformes, Salmonidae. Gene Ontology annotation, cellular component: centrosome; cytoplasm. The record is from RefSeq and is a predicted model, not a curated record.
AUGGGAGGGACACCAGAUGAUCUACAGCAGCUGAUUCUGAUGCCUCUUCCAAACACUGCCAUUUUGGGGCAAGACCCCCUAACAGAGGCAGCAGUGGAGGAGUUGAGGAGAUUGCUACUGCUUUUACUGGGAUGUGCGAUACAGUGUGAGAGGAAGGAAACAUUCAUACAGCAAAUCCAGUCGCUGGACAUCGAGACUCAAACUGCCAUUGCCAACUGUAUCCAGGAGGUGACCCAGGACCCCAGAGCUGUGCUGCCGCUGCAGUGGGAGGAGCUGGGAGGGCUGGAGGAGGUGGAGCUACAGGUGCUGUUUGGCUCCAUGGCCAGACAGAUCCAAGGCCUGCUGGCACAGAGAGACACACACCUGGAGAGGAUAGCAGAGUUGUGUUGGACGAGCGAGGUCCAGCAGGCUGAGCCUCUCAUGGCGCCCCCAGGUGGUCACACUGAGGAGCUGCCCCAGAGUCUGGCUGUCCAGCUAGCAGACAGCAGGGCCAAACUACGAUGCCUCAAACAAGAACUGGAAGACAAAGGAGAUCAACUAUUGGAUUACAAGCAGGAAGUUCAAACUAUGGAGGAGCAGUUGAAGAAACUUCAGAAAGAGAACCGCAGUCUUCAGGGUGAGGUGCGGGGAAUGCGAGCGUUGCGUGACGAGCUGGACUGUCUUCGUGACCGUGCAGGCAGAGCCGAGCAGCUGCAGACAGAGCUACAGAGCUGCACUCAUAGACUACGCAGCCUGGAAGUCACUCGCACACAACUGAAGGAGCAGCAGCAGCUGUGUGUGGCGCUACAGGAGACCCGAGUCCUGCUGGAGGAGCAGCUGGCAGACACACGGCAACGCUGCUCCAGCCUACGGGAGCUGGAGAGGGACAAUCUGCUGCUGCGACAGAGACUCAUAGAUCUGGAAGGGGAGCAGGACACUGAGCGGCAGAGGGUCGAUGAGCUGUUAGAGAUGAACAUGGGCCUGGAGGCGGAGCUUAGACAGGUGCUUAGACAUAACAACAACAAUACAGGCAUGAUGACAGCGGCUCGACAUUUCCACCAAUCAGAGGUGGAGUCUGACGAGGAGGCUGGGCUAAGAGAGGAGCUAAGAGAAGAUAUUGAUCCGAAGCCUCUGAGUGUGGAGGUGGGUGAGGCGUCGUCACUGAGACUUCUGGGAGCUGAAAAUGAGAAUGCCGAGCUGAGGAGGCGUCUGGAGGACCUGCUCUCUGAACAGGAGGUCAGGGGUCAGAGGCAAGCUGAUUUGCCGGAGGUGAGGGAGGAGCUGGCCUGUCUGGAGGCAGAACAUCAGAAUACACUAAGAGAGUUUCAGAACGUCAAGAACAAAAAUGCCACUUUGAAAGAGAGCCUGGAACUGCUGUUGACAAAGCAUCAAAGUAUUGAGGAAGAAGGAGAGAAGCAAGGUUCUGAGUCCUCAAGAGGAGAAGGGGAGGGUACUGCCCGGAGAGGGUUGGACAGUGAGAGGGGAGCCAACAUCAUCAGAACCCAAAGAGAAGCUGGAGUUGGGGCAGAGCUGCUCCAUCCUGAAGAGAGAGAGGUGCAAGUAGACAAUCAGGUUCUGAAACCUAAAAAGAGAGAAGAAGAAGGUGAGAAGGAGAUCGGGAGAGAAAGAGAGAUAAAACAUGUAAAAAAUGACAAGGAAGAAGAUCUCGGGAAGGCAGACAUUAACCAGAAAGAGAUAGAAGACCCCAACCCAGCCACUGAAGAAGAGAAACUGCCAAAAACAAAGUAUGGAGAAGAGAAAGAAAAGUCAGUGGAAAAAGACGUGUGUGUGUUCCCUGGGCCUGACGUUGAGCGCCUGGCCUCAGAGCUCCAGCAGGCCCUGGAGCAGGCUGACAGGCAGGCGUCUGUAGCCCAGGACCUGCGCUCCAAGCUGGGGGAACAGAGCAGGAAAGCCUGGGAGGCUGAGCAGAGACUGGUGCUACUGGAGGCCGAGAGCCAGAGACUGAGGAAGGCUACAGAGAGCCUGGCGGAGGCUAGGAGACAGAUAGAGGUGCUGCAGGCGGAGCGCCUGCAGAUGGAGGAGGAGCUAUGUCGUCUGCGGAGCCAGGCUGAGCUGCAGCGGAUGCAGGCCUCGGUCAUCGCUACUCUGGAGGGGGAGCGAGCCACGCUGGAGAGAGAGAGAGGGACCCUCCGUAGCUCUUUGGACACCCUACGCACUGCCCAACGCAAGGGUGACCAAUUAGAGCUGACAACUCAAGCCCUGAGGGCGGAGCUAGAGCACCAGGGGAGGAGUCUGGAAUCCUCAAGGCGCAAUGAGGAGGAGUUAGAGGCAGAGCUUCGUGAGGUAGCACUAGAGGUAGAGUCUCUGACCCGGGGGCGGAACCAGGCUCUGCUGGAGGCCUCGCGAUUGGAGCAGGAGAAGGAGGCGUGUCAGGGAGAGCUGGACAGCCAACGGAAGGAGCAGAGGCAGAGGGAGAGGGAGGCGGCCAGGCUGAGGCAGCAGCUACAGAGUACAGCAUCAGCCCUGGAACACAGCAACCAGAGGGCCUGCAGUCUGGAGACAGAGCACAGGCAUGUGUGUCAGGAGCUGUCUCAAUCCAAGGAGCUCUGUGCUCAAUUACACGACCUGGAGAAGGAGCUCGGUACUCGGCUACAGGGUCUGGAGAAGGAGAGCCAGGAGUGUAAAGAGCUGAACACAGAAGCCCAGAAUAAAAUUAGAUCUCUGACUCAGGAGCUAGCCAAUGAGAAGGUGCAGUCCCAAGAACUGUCCAAUGAGGCUGCACGGCUGAAGCAGGAGUUGGAGAGGGCAGAGGUCGAACUGAAGACAGUUACCGCUGACCUUCUCCUUUCAGAGAAGUGGGAGAGAGAUGCCGUCUCUGCUAAUUUCUCACCAGAAAGCCCUGCUAACAUACAGAAGGCUACAUCCUCAGACAGACUCACACUAGAGCACCCAGAGGCUAAAGAUGCCCAACCAAAGGAGGGCCAUGACCUCUGUAUGACCUCAGAUGCUAGAGUAGAGAAGAUGGACUGGUCUAUGAGUGAACGACUGAUAGACCUGGAGAGAGAGAAUGCAGCGGUGGGCGCGGAGCGGGAGGUGUUGCUAUCCCAGCUGUCUCAGUCCCAGUCAGCCGGUAGCCACCUGAGGGAGCAGAUAGACACCCUGCAACAUCACUCUAUCAGCCUGCAGGAGACCUGCACCAAGCUGCAGACACUUAACACUCAGCUACAGGUGGAGGAGGCGUCCCUGAGCUUUCAGCAUGCAGCAGUGUUGGCGAGGUGCAGCGAGAGCGAGGCCAGGUGUGCUGCUUUGGAGGCGGAGUCUAAGGUGUGUGCCAGGGAACAUGAGGAGUCAUUGGUCAGGACGGAGGGGCUGAGGAGGGACCAGGAGCGAAUGACAGCGCUGCAGCAGAGGCAGGAGGCAGAGCUAGAGGAGCUGCUGGAUAGACACUCCCAUCUGAGGAGCAGCAACCGUAACCUGGAGACACAGCACAGGGAUCUGGAGGGAAGGUAUCAGGAGCUCCUGGGCCUCAAAUCCCAGAUGGAGGAGACAAAAAGAGAGAUGAAAAUGGAGAGAGAGAAGAUGGAGGGAGAGGUGCAAAAGCAGGCGGAGAGAGAAAGAGAAUUAGAGAGACUGAAAGAGGAUAAUGAGAGGCUGCAGGGUGUGCAGAGGGAGUGGGCCCAGGUGCAGAGUGAGCUGCUGGCCCAGGGCUCGGUGCUGCGGGGGGAGCUGAGUGCUGCCCAGCUGGAGAGGACCAGGCUGGAGGGAGAGAUCAGCUUUCUGAGGGAGAACAACCAGAGACUGGAGCUCAGCACCGACCGCCUCACCAACCAGUACCAGCUGCUGACCCAGCUGAAGGGGAAUAUGGAGGAGGAGAACCGUCAUCUGUUGGAGCAGAAUCAGAGUCUGACCAAUCACAACAGAGACCUGAUGGAGCAGAGCCUGGAGUGCAAGGACCAGCACCACUCACAGCAGAGAGAAUACCAGUCAAGAAAUAGCUAA